Molecule: messenger RNA, 705 nt
Organism: Hippocampus comes (tiger tail seahorse)
Lineage: Eukaryota; Metazoa; Chordata; Actinopteri; Syngnathiformes; Syngnathidae
Gene: mrps18a
Product: mitochondrial ribosomal protein S18A
Exons: 6
Coding region: 41-661 (206 amino acids)
Biological process (GO): mitochondrial translation
Cellular component (GO): mitochondrial small ribosomal subunit; ribosome
Molecular function (GO): structural constituent of ribosome; small ribosomal subunit rRNA binding
Source: RefSeq, a predicted model, not a curated record
UAAUCUCGCCAGCGGAAGCGAGCAAGGUCAGAAAUCCAACAUGGCGGCCCGCGGUCUUCUGCGGUCCGUCUGGAGUUCAUUCACGUCUUUUAACUGUGGUAUAAGCGCACAGAUCAUUUCGCUGCAAAGGAUACAAGUGCCACCGUUGUCGCAUUCGGUUAGUCAGAGGAGAGGAAUCCGUCAAGUCGUGGAAAAGCGUGAGGGUCAAACGGUGACCAUGGAAGGAAAAAUAUUGGACACUGCAGCCGCACCCGAACCACCAAAUCCCACCGCCAAGUGUCCGAUCUAUAGAUGGAACCUGCAGAACAAAUACAACUACACUGAUGUAUUGCUGCUCAGUCAGUUCAUCAGAUCAGAUGGAGGGAUGCUGCCCAAAAGAAUCACCGGUCUUUGUCCUGAAGAGCAUCGCAAGGUUGCCGUGUGUGUGCAGAUGGCUCACAGAGCAGGUUUGCUUCCCGACCACCGACCCAAACUUCCAGAGGGCCACGUCCCGAAGCCCAAACCGCAACUCAACAGAUACCUGACCCGCUGGUCCAUUAGAUCUGUCAAGCCCAUCUACAAACGCGGGCUAAAGUGGUGCAAGAAACGCAUGGCGGUCGGAAGCCCUCUGCUCAAGGACAAUGUGCGAUACGGUCCCAAGCCCCUUCACAUUAAACACUGAAGAAUCCUUGCGCUGCAGCUAGUUGGUUUGUUUAAAAAAAAAAA